Messenger RNA from Saccoglossus kowalevskii, 816 nucleotides. RefSeq names its product zinc finger protein 385D-like. The record is from RefSeq and is a predicted model, not a curated record. NCBI's taxonomy places the organism in Eukaryota, Metazoa, Hemichordata, Enteropneusta, Harrimaniidae. Gene Ontology annotation, molecular function: nucleic acid binding; zinc ion binding.
AUGGCGACUUCCAGCAACAUGGCUGACCCGAGCCCGGACGACGGACGCCCCACAACAACACAGUCAACUACUCCUUUACCGGUGAAACCGUUAUUUGAAAAGGAUUUUGGAGGAUCUGGUUUUACUAUAGACAAAUCCGACGUUAAGUCUCUCGAAGAACAAAGUAAUGUUACAGUCUCCACUGGUGUCAAGCGCAAAGCUGAUACUGACAAUCCUUCAGUCCCAGUGCCAAAUGAACUAAUGGAGCUGUUACAUUGUAAACUCUGUGGGAUCAUGCUGAAUUCUCAACCCCAGGCACAAGCCCACUACGAAGGCAAGCUUCACAAGAAGAGAUUUCGGCAAUACAUCGCCCAGCAAAGCAUACCUGCUAAUCUCCCUCAAAAAAAGUUGCCAACAUGUUUUGAGGAGGAUGAUCCAAUGAAAAACAAAUUCUCAUUCUGCGAAUUGUGCAGUGUGUCUUUCACGUCAGUGACACACGCCAAUUCACACUACGAGGGUGCAAAGCAUGCAAAAAGGUUACGACCGUCGCCUCCCGUUCAUUCCAAAUCACCUAAAAAGGCUUAUUUCUGUGCAGUGUGCAAUCUGUCCCUAAACUCUAAGAUUCAAUAUGACCAACAUAUCUCCAGCAAAAAACAUGAAGUAAUAUUGAAGGUUAAAAUGAAAGAUAAAAGUGAUAUGCCGCCACCACCGCCUCCUCCCCUGCCAGCUGAAACUCAACAGCCUCUUCCCCAACUGAAGUUACCACCUCAUUUGCUCCUGCAGCAACAGAAUGGACAAAAUCAGGAAAAGGGAAUAACCGAAGAAACAAACAUUUAG